UGUUCUGGUGAUCUACUCAGGACUCUUAGAAAGCUGAACCGAAUUCAUUCUUCGGUGGGUUUUUUGUGUGUGGUGAGUUGUGUGCAUCUGAGAGUGCAACAGGACUCGCAAUCCCUCGGAUGCUUUAGUUAUUUGCCUGUCUCCACUAAAACGGGAUUAACAUCCCCCCUCGGGAUUUCCAGCAGCCUCAGCCUCCUCUCGCAUCCCGCUGUCACAACACAGACUACGCUCACACAGAGCGAUGAGAGGAAGGAGAGAAUGGACGAUGCUGUCAACAGUUGGAUGUCCACACACCUAAAGAAGACUUCAUGAUCAAUGAAAUAAUUUGCCACCACUCGAGAGUGGGUACCAUGAGAGAGCUAUCAAUCAUGCAAAGCCAGCACCCGGAUGUUGCAACAUGUUUUUCGCAACUCUCUUGGAUAACUACAGAAAGCACUUUAUAAUAUGCGGAUGAAUAAGAUUUAAUGGACGUCGAUGUGUAUGUCCUCUGACUCAGUUGCGGAUACUUCUCUAGACGCAAAUUUUCGAUGUGGAAGAGGGGAUGCAAGACGCAGAAGAACAGUCAGAAGGGGCAAAUUAUGCCAGCAGCACCAGAGCCCCUCCCUCUGGUGACGAUCCACCCCUUUGGCACACAAGCCCCGCCCUCGCCGACCCACCACCCCUGGUCCACUCUGGAAGCCUAUCCUGGGAGGCUGCGAUCGAUGCUGCUCGCAGUGCCCAGGGUGGCGCCCCACCAACUAUGAGAAGCCACUCCACAGCGGGCUCGGCUCCCGUGGGGUCCCUCUCCCAGCGCAAGCGACAGCAGUAUGCCAAGAGCAGGAGCAAAGGUAGCACCAACAACAACCGCCCCCCGAGGGCCCUCUUCUGCCUCACCCUCAACAACCCCAUACGCAGGGCCUGCAUUAACCUGGUGGAGUGGAAACCUUUUGAUAUCUUUAUAUUACUGUCUAUUUUUGCCAACUGUGUGGCCUUAGCUGUUUACGUCCCCUUUCCCGAAGAUGACUCCAACUCAAUCAAUCAUGACCUGGAAACAGUAGAAUAUGCCUUCCUCAUCAUUUUUACAAUAGAGACUUUUCUGAAGAUCAUAGCCUACGGACUUGUAAUGCACCAGAACUCAUACGUCAGAAACGGCUGGAACAUGCUGGACUUUGUCAUAGUUAUAGUGGGGUUGUUUAGUGUGAUACUGGAGGUGAUCACCAAAGAGGGCGACGUGGCGGGUCCAGGCGGGGGGAAGCCAGGGGGGUUUGACGUGAAGGCGCUACGAGCUUUCCGGGUGCUCCGUCCCCUCCGUCUCGUCUCGGGAGUGCCAAGCCUGCAGGUGGUCCUGAACUCCAUCAUCAAGGCCAUGGUCCCCCUCCUGCACAUCGCCCUCCUCGUGCUCUUCGUCAUCAUCAUCUACGCCAUCAUCGGCCUGGAGCUCUUCAUCGGCAAGAUGCACGCCACCUGCUACCUGCUCAGCACAGGUGCCCUGGCGGAAGACGAGCCGACUCCGUGUGCCGUGUCGGGUCACGGGCGCAACUGCCCGGUCAACACCACCGCGUGCAAAGAAGGCUGGCACGGCCCCAACAACGGCAUCACCAACUUUGACAACUUCCUGUUCGCCAUGCUCACCGUGUUCCAGUGCAUCACCAUGGAGGGCUGGACAGAUGUGCUGUACUGGAUGAACGAUGCCAUGGGCUUUGAGCUCCCGUGGAUCUACUUUGUUAGCCUGGUCAUUUUUGGGUCAUUUUUUGUCCUUAAUCUGGUUCUGGGAGUGCUGAGUGGAGAGUUCUCCAAGGAGCGAGAAAAGGCCAAGGCGCGCGGAGACUUCCAGAAGCUGCGGGAGAAGCAGCAGCUGGAGGAGGACCUGAAGGGCUACUUGGACUGGAUCGCUCAGGCCGAGGACAUCGACCCCGAGAAUGAGGAGGACGGGCAGCAGGAGGGCAAACGCAACAGGGUGACUUUGGCUGACCUCACUCAAAAGAAGAAAGGGAAGUUCGGCUGGUUCAGCCAGUCGACCGAGACACAUGCGAGCAUGCCCAUUAGCGAGACGGAGUCGGUGAAUACAGAUAACCCAAACGGGGAGGAUGACAAGGCCCACUGCUGUGGACCACUUUGUCAAAAAAUUACAAAAUCCAAAUUCAGUCGGCACUGGCGCCGCUGGAACAGGUUCUGCCGCAGGAAGUGUCGCCUGGCGGUGAAAUCCACCACCUUCUACUGGCUGGUGAUCCUCCUGGUGUUCCUCAACACGCUGACCAUCUCCUCUGAGCACUACAACCAGCCAGACUGGCUCACGCACGUGCAGAAUGUGGCCAACAAGGUGCUGCUUGCCAUGUUCACGUGUGAGAUGCUGAUAAAGAUGUACAGCCUGGGCCUGCAGGCCUACUUCGUGUCGCUCUUCAACCGCUUCGACUGCUUCGUGGUGUGCGGGGGCAUCGUGGAGACCAUCCUGGUGGAGCUGGCGAUCAUGUCGCCCCUCGGCAUCUCCGUGCUCCGCUGCGUGCGCCUGCUACGCAUAUUCAAGGUCACACGUCACUGGGCGUCCCUGAGUAACCUGGUGGCGUCUCUGUUGAACUCCAUGAAGUCCAUCGCCUCCCUGCUGCUUCUGCUCUUCCUCUUCAUCAUCAUCUUCUCCCUGCUCGGCAUGCAGCUCUUCGGCGGCAAGUUCAACUUCGACGAGACUGUGACCAAGAGGAGCACGUUUGACAACUUCCCUCAGGCGCUGCUCACUGUCUUUCAGAUAUUGACAGGCGAGGACUGGAACACAGUCAUGUAUGAUGGGAUCAUGGCCUAUGGCGGGCCUUCCUCCUCUGGCAUGGUGGUCUGCAUCUACUUCAUCAUCCUCUUCAUCUGUGGAAACUACAUCCUCCUGAAUGUCUUCUUGGCUAUCGCCGUUGACAACCUGGCAGAUGCCGAGAGCCUGAACACGGCUCAGAGAGAAAAGGAUGAGGAGAUCCAGAGGAGGAAGAGCAUCAGGAGUGACAGUAUAUGCAGAAAAGAAGAUGAAAAGAAAGAAGCUAAGGAUGGGGAAACUAAGGUUGCAGUAGAGGAGCCUGUAGAGGAGGAGAAAGGUCCCACCUCAGACUCAGGUGAGGAGGAUGAGGAAGUGGAGGUGCCUGAGGUUCCCGCCGGGCCACGCCCUCAGAGACUGACAGACCUCAACCUCAAGGAGAAGAUUCAGCCCAUCCCUGAGGGAAGUGCCUUCUUCAUCUUCAGCAAGACUAACCCCAUCCGAGUGGCCUGUCACCGGCUGAUCAACCAUCAGAUCUUCACCAACCUCAUCCUCGUCUUCAUCAUGCUCAGCUCUGUCUCCCUGGCCGCAGAGGACCCCAUCCGCAACUUCUCCGCCCGCAACAUCAUUCUUGGUUAUUUUGACUAUGCAUUCACGGCUAUCUUUACGGUAGAGAUCCUGCUCAAGAUGACUGCGUUUGGGGCUUUCCUCCAUAAAGGGGCCUUCUGCAGGAACUACUUCAACCUGCUGGACCUGCUGGUCGUCGGGGUGUCACUAGUGUCCUUUGGCAUUGAGUCAUCAGCCAUCUCGGUGGUGAAGAUCCUGCGUGUGCUUCGAGUGCUGCGGCCCCUCAGAGCCAUCAACAGAGCCAAGGGCCUCAAGCAUGUGGUGCAGUGCGUGUUUGUGGCCAUCCGCACCAUUGGCAACAUCAUGAUCGUCACCACGCUCCUCCAGUUCAUGUUUGCCUGCAUUGGUGUGCAGCUCUUUAAGGGAAAGUUCUACCGCUGCACAGACGAAGCCAAAUCAAGUCCAGAGGAAUGCCAAGGCACAUACAUCCUGUAUAGCAUUGGUGAAACAGCGCUGCCUGUCAUCAAACAUCGGGUGUGGCACAACAGCGACUUCAACUUUGAUAAUGUGCUCAUGGCCAUGAUGGCCCUCUUCACUGUCUCAACGUUUGAAGGCUGGCCAUCGCUCCUGUACAAGGCCAUUGACUCCAACAAAGAAAACAUGGGCCCCAUUUAUAACUAUCGUGUAGAGACCUCCAUCUUCUUCAUCAUCUACAUCAUCAUCAUCGCCUUCUUCAUGAUGAACAUCUUUGUGGGUUUCGUCAUCGUCACCUUCCAGGAACAGGGGGAGAAAGAAUACAAGAACUGUGAGCUGGACAAAAACCAGCGGCAGUGUGUAGAGUAUGCCCUGAAGGCACGUCCGGUGAGGAGGUACAUCCCUAAGAACCGCCACCAGUACAGGUUCUGGUACGUAGUGAACUCAGCGGGCUUUGAGUACAUCAUGUUCGUACUCAUCAUCCUCAACACGCUCUGCCUGGCCAUACAGCACCAAGGCCAGUCUGGUCUCUUCAACUAUGUGAUGGACAUCCUCAACAUGGUGUUCACUGGAGUCUUCACCGUGGAGAUGAUCCUCAAAUUGAUUGCCUUCAAACCAAGGAAUUAUUUCGCCGAUGCAUGGAACACGUUUGAUGCCUUAAUUGUUGUUGGUAGCGUCGUUGACAUUGCAAUCACAGAGAUGAAUAGCACGCAGGACAGCGCCCGAAUCUCCAUCACGUUUUUCCGCCUCUUUCGGGUCAUGCGAUUGGUCAAGCUGCUGAGUCGAGGCGAGGGCAUUCGAACGCUCCUGUGGACCUUCGUCAAGUCCUUUCAGGCCCUUCCCUAUGUAGCUCUGUUGAUAGCCAUGCUCUUCUUCAUCUAUGCUGUCAUUGGCAUGCAGGUGUUUGGAAAAAUCGCCAUGGUCGACGGCACGCAGAUCAAUCGGAACAACAACUUCCAGACUUUUCCCCAGGCCGUGCUGCUGCUCUUCAGGUGUGCCACGGGAGAAGCGUGGCAGGACAUCAUGUUGGCGUGCUUGCCAGGGAAGCUGUGUGACUCGGACUCCGACGACAACCCCGGUGGGGAGAAGACGUGUGGCAGUAGCUUUGCCAUCAUCUACUUCAUCAGUUUCUACAUGCUCUGCGCCUUCCUGAUCAUAAAUUUGUUUGUUGCUGUUAUUAUGGAUAAUUUUGAUUACCUUACCCGUGAUUGGUCCAUUCUGGGUCCUCAUCACUUGGAUGAGUUCAAGAGGAUCUGGUCGGAGUAUGACCCUGAAGCCAAGGGCAGAAUAAAGCAUCUGGAUGUUGUGACUCUUCUGCGACGGAUUCAGCCACCUCUAGGGUUUGGCAAGUUGUGUCCUCAUCGAGUAGCCUGUAAGAGGCUGGUUGCCAUGAACAUGCCCUUGAACAGUGAUGGGACGGUCAUGUUCAAUGCCACCCUAUUCGCUCUGGUUAGGACUGCUCUGAAGAUAAAAACAGAAGGGAACCUGGAUGAAGCCAAUGAGGAGUUGAGGGCAGUCAUAAAGAAGAUCUGGAAAAGGACGAGCAUGAAGCUGUUGGAUCAAGUAGUUCCUCCUGCUGGUGAUGACGAGAUAACGGUGGGGAAGUUCUAUGCCACCUUCUUGAUACAGGACUACUUCAGGAAAUUCAAGAGACGCAAAGAGCAAGGGCUUGUGGGACUCCAUCCUGCCAGACUCAACACCACCAUCGCACUGAAGGCUGGCCUGCGCACACUGCAUGAUAUUGGGCCAGAGAUUCGCCGAGCCAUAUCAUGUGACCUGCAGGAUGAAGAUGCAAAUGUGGAAGAAGAGGAUGAAAUUUACAGGAGGAAUGGAGGCCUGUUCGGCAACCACCUCAAUCACGUGAAUGGGGACAACCGCGAUUUGACCCACCAAACCAACGUCACCCAGCGACCUUUGCAGGUGCCGCCGCUCCCCUGCAAUGCCCACGCAGAUCCCACACAGUUGCUGCAGGAUGACGGCCCGCUCUAUGCCAAUGUCAAUGCCAGCUUCUGCCACAAGUCCUCUAACGCCAACCUCAACAAUGCCAACGUGCCCUCUCUGCCUGCCGUCACCAAUGGGGGGCACAACCAACACUCCGAGCAUGCGGCUGCCACACGGCUCUCCUCCCUGGGCUCCUACCUCAACCUCAGGAGUGACGGUGACCCUCUUAGGAGGGUUAACUCCAGAAGAGCACGCUACUAUGAAACCUAUAUUAGGUCUGACUCAGGGGCCAGCUGUUACCCCACUAUCCGCAGAGAGGUGCCCGUGGCUGGGGACGGGAGUGACGAGGAGCGGGGCUCUGGAGAGUACUACAGCGGCGAGGACUUCCAGGAGGAUGAAAUCAUGCUGGCGGGUGACAGGAGGAGGUCCUACCGGGAGUAUCACGACACUGUGAGCCAUUUGGACCCGGAGACGACCAGGGGCUAUCACCACCCCGAGAGUUUCUUUGACGACGACGAGCAGCCCAUCUACCAGGAGUGCCGGAGGUCACCCAUACGCCGGCUGCUCUCCUCCUCCCCCCAGACUCCUCACCGGCCGGCCUUCAGCUUUGAGUGUCUGCGCAGGCAGAGCAGUCAGGACGAGACGCCGCUGUCUCCUGCUUGUAACCACCGCACUGCACUACCUCUUCAUCUGAUGCAGCAUCAGGUGAUGGCAGUGGCUGGACUGGACGCCAGCCGGGUCAGGCUCUCUCCGACCCGCUCCAUCCGCUCCUGGGCCACGCCGCCCACCACCCCCGGCGCCUACACGCCACUCAUCCAGGUGGACUGGCACGGCGGGCCCCCCAGUGCCAGUAGCACCCCCGACACGGCCCGCGGGAGCUCCUGGUACACGCCGCAGCUGCCGGCGCGCAUGUCCCGCUCCACUCCCCACUCGCGGAGCUUCACGCACCGGCCCCUCCGCUCCUCGCACUCCUCACACUCCCCCAGCCACCUGCAGAUCCCCCUGGACUUCCACAGCAGGCACAGCCAGAAGAGAGGCAGCGCAGACAGUCUGGUGGAGGCGGUACUGAUCUCAGAGGGUCUGGGAAAGUUUGCGAAGGAUCCCAAGUUCGUGGCAGCGACCAAGCAGGAGAUCGCCGAUGCGUGCGAGAUGACCAUCGACGAGAUGGAGAGCGCCGCCAGCGACCUGCUGAAUGGCGGCAUGCCGGACGCGGACGCCGCCGCCUCGGACAACCCCGACGGGCGCCGCCCGCGCAGCCUGCACUACUACAGCGAUGAGGAGGUGGAGGCCAGCGGGAAGCACGAGGAGGACCUGACAGACGAAAUGAUAUGCAUCACGACGCUAUAGCAUCGGCUCCACCACAAACUCUACAUGAGGACAACUUAAAAAGUGCCUUUCCAAACAGGGAAAAGAAGAGGACAAGUCUGUUUCUGACGAGUUGGGGCCUUACGGCUCUACCGGUCUGAAAAAAGGGAAGGGGAGGGGGGACCUUGGCACCCAUUUCCAAGGGGAAGGGUGAGGAUAUUUCAGUAGUGUAGGACAGAGCAGUAUGGGGCGCCACAGGAAGCAGACAGCUAGACAUACGUUAAGGGAUUUUGAUGAGGUGACUUAAGUGAGGUUGAACACUUUGUGGGUGUAUUCUUUUAAUUCACAUAUCAACCAAUCAUGUUUCCUGUUUGCGGUCAUAUCCUCCCCUCUAAAUGCCUUACCACUUUACCCCCCGUUUACACCAAAAACCUAAAUAGUGAACCGUCGUGUCUGAAAACUGCCGGUCUUUUUUUCCAUUCCACGGUGUCAUAAACAUUUUUACUUAGAUAUCACGUCAUCUUUAAUCCAUAUUAUCAAACUUGAACGUCAGACUCGCUUUUGUUAUUAUUUUUCCGAAAUCACACCCCACAAAGAGAGACAAACAGCCAGGCGAUUGAAGUUCUUUGUUUCGGUAGAUUAUUUAUUGUAGUAUUGUAGACAUACUUUGAGAUACUUUAUAUUUGGUAAGUGACUGGCCUAAUGCAGAUAUCUUAGCAAUAUUCUCCCACUUCUUGUGGAAUAGAUUGCUCUUAUUUAACUCAAGUAGAUGUAUAUGUUUAAUGACGUACAAUGUUAUUUUGCCUUUAAUUUUUUCGCACUGAUGCAUUGCAUUCAAGCAUAGCAGUUUUAGAAUGAUAUGAGCCAAUGUGAAUUUACAGCGCACAUGAUAUGCAGAAGACCAAUUUCCUGUAACUGACCAUUCAGGUUCUGUUUGGAUCAUCCUUCAUUUUCUCCACUCUGACCAAGAGUGGAGAGGGUGUCUUAGUAGUUGUAGUUCUACUUAUAGUCACGACUACAGUGAAAGAUGGGUCUUCUGCCUAUCCUGUGCAUGACAAGUGCACAAGUAGAGAAUCCUUAAAUGCUUUUUUUGCAUUUACCAUGCUGCUUGAUGAGUUGGUCAAGGAACUAUUUUAUAAGUCUGAUUUAACAAAAGAGAAAUCAAUCUGUUCAGAUCCCAGAGAUGUAAACACCACAGACUUCAUCAGUGCACUCUAGCCUCUUUUUUUUCUAACUGAAAACCAACAGAUCAUUUUGAUAUGAAGCUCGGGGGCGUUGGUUUAAGUGUCCUCGGACUGCUUCUGUUUUAUACCCGUUUAGGAACUAUGUUCUCUGGUGAUGAUAAUGGUGAUAUUUUGUAACUGUAAAAUGUGAACGCUGUUGGUGAUUUCACCUGUGUUAUACACGACUACUCCCAGUCCUCAGGUACAGAGUACUCUUCACUCUUGACUCCGCUCUCAAACAGACCUGGAGCCUUCAUUUUUCUAAGGCCAUCACUGCCAUCAGUACCGCUGCCAAUGACAUGCCCUUCGGUCUCUCACCUCCCCACCCCCUCCAACAGCUAGUCAGUUUGAAUGGGGACUAAGACUGCCUACUGUGUGCUACUGUUUGCAAACAUGUGAACACCUUGGUCACAUCUGUCCAAAGCAACUGAACUGUAACUGCCAUUUACUUCCUCUACCAAAUUAUUUUUUUUACCAAGUUCUAUUAAACAUAUAAAAUCUGUUUUUGCAAAAA
This is a messenger RNA of Clupea harengus (Atlantic herring), 8734 nucleotides long. It is a transcript of the gene cacna1db, whose product is annotated as calcium voltage-gated channel subunit alpha1 Db. Gene Ontology annotation, biological process: calcium ion import across plasma membrane. The record is from RefSeq and is a predicted model, not a curated record. Gene Ontology annotation, molecular function: high voltage-gated calcium channel activity. Lineage: Eukaryota; Metazoa; Chordata; Actinopteri; Clupeiformes; Clupeidae. Gene Ontology annotation, cellular component: membrane; voltage-gated calcium channel complex.